Molecule: messenger RNA, 6558 nt
Organism: Meleagris gallopavo (turkey)
Lineage: Eukaryota; Metazoa; Chordata; Aves; Galliformes; Phasianidae
Product: protocadherin Fat 4-like
Biological process (GO): homophilic cell-cell adhesion
Cellular component (GO): plasma membrane
Molecular function (GO): calcium ion binding
Source: RefSeq, a predicted model, not a curated record
ACUACACUUUCUUUUACAGGUGAUAUAGAACGGAUUAUAAAUAUCCCACCCAAUGUAAAUUUGAAAUUAAAAGAAUAUUUGUUCCCUGAACACUUAGACUAUGUGGAGCUGGAGUAUGAUUCUAGUGCUAAUAAUGCAACAGUGAAGACACAAAAGCCACUGGAUGUUGACUCUAUUGAGAGUGACCAUCUCUUUUACUCUAUUGUUUGCCAAAGGUCUGGAAUGACUGAAAUAGAGAAUGCACGGGAUUUACAAUUAGAAGAUGUAAAUGACAAUUCUCCAGAAUUUCUACAAGCUCUCUAUAACACUUCAGUAUCCGAGGUAUCUGCAAUAAAUUCCAUAGUUAUAAAAGUGGAAGCUCAAGAUAAAGACCUGUCACCUUUGUUCAGCCACAUUAGUUACAGCCUUUGGGGCCCGAACUCUGAUUACUUUUAUAUAAGGGAAGGAGAUGGAAAUAUCAUGGUGAAUAAAACUUUGGAUUACAACAAGAUCAACCAUUUCAAUUUAACAGUCCAAGCAAAGGAAAGAUUUGGAAACAACAGCAAUACUGUAUCAUUAAUAAUUGAUGUACAAGACUAUGACACAUUGAACCCCUAUUUCAGUCUACCAGUGUACAAUGGAACAAUCAGUGAAAACCAGUUGGGUCCUUUGUCUAUUCUUCCAGAGAAGGUAUUGGCUAAAGAUGGAGACACUGGUAUAAAUGAAAAAGUAUAUUACAGCAUCAAGCUAGUGAGCCCUCCAGCCUAUAGCAACACCUUUUCAAUCAAUGCUGAUAGUGGAAUAUUGGAAGUAAAGACUGCAGUUGACAGAGAAGAAUGUCCUUAUCUUAUUGUGGGCAUUGAGGCAGCACAGCAAGACAACAUUCUGAAAACAGCUGAUGCUAUAGUACUGGUUACUAUUGAAGAUGUAAGCGACAAUCCUCCAGUUUUUUCACAGUUAAGCUACAAUGUCUCAAUUCUAGAAAAUUUCCCAAAAGGAAAGGAAGUUCUUCGAGUAGAAGCUGUUGACAAAGAUGAGGGAGGCUUCCAGGGAACAUUCAGUCUUACUCCAGCUGAUAGUCCCUUCCAGAUAAGUCAAGAUGGGAUUCUAACUGUGAGGAACUCCACACUGUUGGAUAGGGAGCAAAUACCAUCUAUUCAUCUACAGGUCACUGCCAGAGAUCACUUGUCGCCUUAUGAUGAGGCACAAUCUGCAAUCAACAUAUUGUUGCUAGAUGAAAAUGACAACAGCCCAACCUUUACAGACACACGAUAUGAACAAGUUAUUUUCAUCAAUAUGACUGCAGGAAUGCCCAUUCUUCAGGUUGCUGCUGAUGAUCCAGAUGAUGGCAUAAAUGGAGCAAUAAGCUUUGUCUUAGCUGGUGGCAAUGAAGAUGGAUACUUUGAAAUGGAUAAAGCCACAGGACAAAUCAAUUUAAAAGCAGUAAUCCCAUUAAGAAUCAACGAGAGUAAAAACUUUGUCCUAUGGGUAACAGCUACUGAUGGUGGGACAAAUCCAAGGAGUUCAUCAGUGCCAGUGCACAUCUUUGCAGUUGGAGAUUCCAGACCUCAGUUUAUUCAGAAAACAUAUAAUGUGUCUGUGAAGGAAGAGCUAGUCAGUCCUGUUGAAGUGGCAAGAGUAAAAUAUGAGUCUCUAACCCCCCAUAUACCAGUUAUAUUGAGAGUACUGACAGAAUCAGCAACAUUUGAUGUUGACAUCAAUGGAACCAUCUGGACAAAAAUCAAACUGGACUAUGAAUCCCAGAAUAAUUACAUACUAAAUAUUUCCUUGUCAGAUGGAAUUACUACUGACUAUGCUACUGUGUUUAUCCAAGUUACAGAUGUCAAUGAUAACAGUCCUGUGUUUGGUGUAACCAACACUACCAUUAAGAUUCCAGAGAACACACCAGCUGGAACUUUUGUUACCAGUGUGCCAGCUACUGAUGUGGAUACUGGUUUUAAUGGAUUAGUGGUUUAUAGUCUGAAAGGUGCAGAGGGAAAAAUGGAUAUUGAUGCCUCAGGAUUAAUUUUGCUGAAAAAGGAAUUGGACAGAGAAAUGCAAGGCAUCUACGACUUAGAAGUGAUUGCUAGCGACCAAGGCCAACCUAGGCUUUCUACAGUUCUCAAUUUAACAGUUGUCAUUGAUGAUGUGAAUGACAACCCUCCAGUCUUCUUAUCAAGUAGGUAUGAAGUGACUGUCCCUGAAGACAAAGCACAUGGAAGUGAAUUACUGACAGUAUCUGCUACAGAUUUGGAUGCAGGCACCAAUGCCCUCGUGAAGUACAGGAUUAUUAGCCAACAACCUCUAACUUCCUCGCCAGUGUUUCUUGUCAAUUUGACUACUGGACAGUUCUUCCUGAGCCAGCAGCUGGAUUAUGAAACCACAAAGCAAUUUGAAGUAGAACUGGAGGCAUCAGAUGGAGGGCAGCCAAGUCUUAACACUAGCACGCAAGUUGUUAUCCAUGUACUAGAUGUCAAUGAUAAUCCACCAAAAUUUAAUCAAGCAACUUAUGAUAUAGUUGUGGUUGAAAACAUACAAAAGGGUAGCCCUAUCUGUACAUUCAGUGUUACUGAUGAUGAUGAGGCUGGCUUUUCUCAAGGACACUUCAUUCACAACAGUACUUUUUUUACUGUGGAUAUUCCUGGAGUACUUUCAUUAAGAAAUGACACAGAAUUGGACAGGGAGACUACACCUGGAUUCACUUUACAAGUAUGGGCAGUUGAUGCUGAAAAGGAUGGUCUUAAUUCAAGUUGCUUGUUUCACAUCACAGUUUUAGAUGUCAAUGAUAAUAACCCUGAAUUUCAGAUGCAGUCUUACAGUUUUGCAGUCCUAGAGGGAGAUUACAGGUUGGGUGCUCCUCCUGUAGUUGGACAUGUAACUGCUACUGAUUUGGAUGAGGGAGAUAAUGCACGAAUUUCUUAUCACUUAUCAUCUGAGGAUGGGGAUAACCCAUAUGUCAUCCAGCAGGAUGGAACCAUUUUGGUUAAUGGCUAUGUAGAUCGUGAAACCAAAGAGAAAUAUGAACUGCUGUUGGUGGCAUCUGAUAAUGGAAUGCCUCAAAGGCAGAAUUUCACAUACAUCAGCAUUCAAGUAUUAGAUGUGAAUGAUAAUGUUCCUCUGUUUACAAAAAUGCACUACUUGGCCAGCAUACAUGUAGCAACAGCAAAAGAAGGAGCGUUUGUACUAUCAGUGUCUGCUACUGACCUUGACAUCGGGAACAAUUCUGUUAUUUCAUACAGCCUAGAGAACUAUUCUGAUAUUUUCCAUAUAAGUAACCAUACUGGAGAGAUCAUCCUCAUCAGUAGCUUGGCCCACGUCACAGCUGAUACGGUUGUUACACUGACGGUUAUUGCUGCUGACCAUGGAGUUCCUCAGCUUGCAUCAAAUGUCUCUGUUACUGUCUACCUGCUGGUAAAUGACACUGGCUUCGGACUGGCUUUUGAAAGCUCCAGCUACGAGUUCAGCAUUCCAGAAGAGGAACCUGCUAGGACUGUUGUUGGCUCUGUGAAGGCACUGACUGGAAGCAUAGCCAUACAAGUAGCAUACUUUCUGAGAUCACAUACUGACAAGUUCACUAUUAGUGACCAAGGAGACAUUGUGACUCUUGCCACGCUAGAUCGAGAAGAUGAUGACCUAUACAGCAUCGUGGUAGAAGCUGUUGAUUCUGUGGUGCCACCCAACACAGCUAUUGCUUUGGUAACCGUGAGAGUAAGUGACAUCAACGACAAUCCUCCAGUUUUCUCAAAAUCGAUUCAAACAAAACUAUCUCUUCCUGAGAAUGCGGCUCCUCUAGAUCUGGGAACAUUUUCUGCUACUGAUCUGGAUAUAGGAGAUAAUGCAUUUAUAAGCUAUUAUUUGCAAGAUGAUUUUGCUGGAAUGUUCCAUAUUAACACUUCCACAGGCAAGCUAAUGACAGGAACAUCCUUAGACAGAGAAACAAUGGAGAAUUAUGAGCUGAAAAUAAUAGCCACUGACUCUGGCAAACCACCACUAUCUACAAGCUUAGCUCUAAGCAUUGCUGUAGAAGAUGUAAACGACAACCCACCUGUGCUCUCCCAGGAGUUGUACUCAGUGAUUGUAAAAGAGAAUGAUCCUCCACAUGUGAUUUUAAGCAUAACAGCCACAGACAAAGACACCGGGUACAAUGCCAUUAUUCAUUACACUAUUAUUGAAGAGACUUCAUUUCAUGUUGGAGAAUUUUCUGGAGCUAUUUCAACAGUGCAACCUCUGGACUAUGAAAGCUGUGCCCAUUAUACAUUUACACUAAAAGCUUUCAAUCCUGGUGAGCCCCAUCUCCAAGAUGCAGCAAACAUUACAGUUAUUGUGGAAGAUGUUAAUGAAGAAGGACCCAUGUUUGAUAAGCCCUCGUAUUUCCAGAUCCUUCCAGACAAUUCUACAGCUGGUACAUUGGUGGUAGAUAUUGAUGCAAGAGAUGAAAGUAAAGGUUAUGAUGAAGGCAUUUUCUACAAUAUUACAGAUGGAAACUCAGAACGCCUCUUUAAUCUUUCCAGUACCUCAGGAGUACUCACAUUAACAAGAGACUUAAACAAACAGACUUUCCCCCUGUAUUAUUCCUUGGCAGUCACUGCUACGGAUUCAGGUCUGCCACCACUUUCAACUUCUGUAAAGGUGUCAGUAACUAUAGCUCCCACCAACAUUUCAUUCCCAGUGUUCUCUGAAGCAGUCUAUCAGCCUGCACCUCUGAGUGAGAAAACGCUGCCAGAUACGUUUGUUGUACAGAUCACUGUGUUGUAUAAGGUCCCUGUGAUAUACAGCAUCGUGUCUGGAGAUGAAAAGGGAUAUUUCAUUAUCGAUCCAUCCACUGGUAUCAUAAGAACGGGAAAGAAAUUAACAGUGGAAGAUUUUCCAUUCUUUUUCAAUGUGAGAGCAACAGAUUCAUCUACUGCUAGCAUAUACAAUGAAGUUUCUGUGUAUGUGGAAGUCGUUGAUGAAAAUGAUUUCCCUCCAGUUUUCACAUCCUCUCUACUGGAACAACGGCUGGAAGAGAAUUUGCCUGCUACCCAGAUUGUCCACCUGGUAGCUCAGGAUAACGAUACAGGUAGAAAUGGUGUCCUAACAUACAGCAUUCUCAGUGGAGAUGGAACAAAAUUCCGGAUAGAUGAAACAACUGGAAUUCUUUAUUCCACUGUCUCCUUUGAUUAUGAAGAGGAACCUACAGAGUACCAGGUUGUAAUAUAUGCUGAAGAUGAUGGAAUCCCUGAGAAGAAAAGGGGUUACUGCACAGUUGUCGUAAAGAUCACUGAUGUUAACGACUGGCCACCUGUGUUUAAUCCAGUGACUCCAUUCAGUGUAAACGAAAAUGUGGAUGUGGAAUUCAUAGUUGGAAAAGUCACAGCAACAGACAGAGACACAGGAGACAAUGCUUUUGUUCUUUAUAGCCUUACAGGUGGUGGUGGAGAAAUAUUUGAAAUAGAUGCAAUACUUGGGAACAUUAUGAUAAAGAACUCUCCAGACUAUGAAAAUGUGAAUAAGUAUACCCUUACAGUGAAUGCAGUCAACAAUAAAUCUGCCCCUUUCUAUCAGGCAACUACUAAUGUCACUGUUCUAGUGAUUGAUGUGAAUGAUAAUGCUCCAGUAUUUGUUCAGAAUUCCUAUUCCGCUUCUAUAAACAUGAUUAAUCCAGUAGGUGCUCAUGUCAUAACUGUGCAUGCUACUGACAAAGAUCAGGGGCAAAAUGGCCUUAUUGAAUACUACAUUAUCCCAGAUCUAAACUUCAGUGUAUUCUUCUUGAUAGAAGAUGAGAGUGAGGGGAAAAUAAUAACAACUGGAAACCUGUCUAGAUUUGAAGAGAUUCAUUUAACAGUGAUGGCAAAGGACAAAGGUUCUCCAUCUUUAAAUGGCACUGCUGUGAUUACUCUUAAUGUGACUGAUAACCGUCCAUUUGUUCCUCAUUUUAUUGAGAACAAAAUUAGCAUUUCAGUUGUGGAAAACACAGGAGUGGAUCAUUCAAUUUACACUUUUGCUGUGGCCGAAACUUCAGGAAAAUCAAUUGUUUACACAAUUGUAUCUGGCAAUGAAAAAGGUCAUUUUAGAUUGGAUCCAAAGAGUGGUCAGCUGAAUACAGCAAUUAAUUUGAACUAUGAGGAAGCUUCUCAGUAUGUGAUUUUAGUAGAAGCAAAUGAAAAUGUUUCAUCUGCUGCACAAGUCCAGUCUUCAGGUCUGUUUGCUCAAAAUGUGGUGAUGCUGACAAUCGCAGUGCAGGAUGUAAAUGAAAAGCCAACAUUUCUGAAUAGCAUGUACUCUGUUCUGAUACCAAGCUCUGUGCCAUACAAGUACCCAGUUAUUACAGUUCAGGCCACAGAUCCAGAUGCAGGAGGCAAUGGACUUUUGACGUACAGCUUAUUGAAUUAUCAAGAAGAAUUUGAUGUCAAUGAAAAUACAGGGCAGAUUUAUACAGUUUUUUUAACAAGAAGGGCUGGAUCACUUUUUCUGGAACUCCAAGCUGCAGACCAAGGUGGACUCACAGCCCGCGCAACAGUCAAUGUAAGGAAGAGUGCUAUCUACAGUCCUAACUACUUUCUAUGUCAAAACUCUAUAAAAUAAAGGCUAGGUUUGGUA